Messenger RNA from Argentina anserina (silverweed cinquefoil), 2249 nucleotides. RefSeq lists its product as uncharacterized. Gene Ontology annotation, molecular function: RNA binding; protein phosphatase binding; protein phosphatase regulator activity. The transcript has 17 exons. NCBI's taxonomy places the organism in Eukaryota, Viridiplantae, Streptophyta, Magnoliopsida, Rosales, Rosaceae. The record is from RefSeq and is a predicted model, not a curated record. The coding region runs from base 99 to 1796 and encodes 565 amino acids.
CGCUCUCAGAAGAGGUUCACUUACAUCGCCAGUUCAAGAGCUCCUCCCGCUUUAGAUUAACUUCUAAAGUGCUAAAAAUUUACAAGAAUAACACGGUGAUGGGGAACAAUGAGAAUGGCAGUGCUGAGUUAAGACCAUUAGCUGAGAGGAUGAAGAUUGAGAAUUUCGGCCCUUCCAUGGGUGAAGAUGGCAUUACUCAUCCAGUCACCUCCUUCACAAUUUUUUUUCAAAACAGUGAAGACAUGAUCUCGCAGAUGCCAAACAUUUGGCCUACAGUGGAAUCUAGUUUGGAAGACUAUGGUAUAUCAUGCUCGCUUGAUAUGGUUGAGUGUUCCAUGACAGUUUCAACUACAACAAAGACCAGGGACCCAGAUUUUAUUGUCAAGGCUAGGGACCUUACUGAACUUUUGUCAUUACAGAUUCCACUGCGUGAGGCAAUAAGAAUACUGGAUGCCGACGUGCGAUGCGACUUCAUUGAAAUUGGACCUCUGAGACAAGGGCUAUGCGCAAAAUAUGGAAUUAACGAGGAGCAAUUUACAGAACGGUGGAAACGUUUCCUAGGCCCGAAUAACACCUGCAUCAAGAAUAUUCAGUGUCUCUCAGGCUGUUAUAUAUCUGCUCAUGGCCAUUGCACUGUUUCUGUAAUUGGUAAAUCUAAAGGACUAAAGAUGGUCAGGAAAAUUCUGGUAGACUGCAUGCGAAAUAAAAUGCAUCCUACUGUCCAUAUCAGAAGGAUCCGGAAGAAUAAUCGAGAUGAGCGCGAACUUACCAAGAAGCUAUAUGACCAAGGUGGAUAUAGAAGUAUCAUGGAGGCAGCAGCAUUGAUGAAAACCACAUCAGAUUUUCAUGAACGUAUUUCUACAAAGUUUGUUGAGACUCUGCAUCAGAUCCAAGACUCGGAUAUAGAGGCGAUUGCGGAUAAGUUCAGGUCUUCGGAAUCUCUAGAAGUGCAUGUUAAUGCUGAAGAUACCCUUUGUGCUGUAAUGAGACUGGCCCCACCUGGACUUGCUAGUAAAUUAUGUAGUCCAAUUUUUAUAAAAAGAUUUCUUGAGUAUGCUGUGGAGAACUCUCACCGAAAGUCGGUUCUCACCAGCUCAUUAUCGGUUUGUAUUGAAGCUUUGAGAAGAAAUGCUUAUGAAAGCCAGCCUGCUUGUGGAUCUACAAUUACUGUUAAGAACGAAAUUGUUGCAGUCAUGCUCGACAACCUAGGUGAUUUAUUGAAUCUUUUAGAUGUGUCAUCAGCAGACAAUAUGUUGUUAACUACAUAUGGCAGAUUGCAGCCGCCUCUUGGAAAACAUCGUUUGAAGAUUGUAGAGUUCAUUUCAGUAUUACUUACAGUUGGCAAUCAAGCUGCUGAGAAGCAAUUGCUACAUAGUGAAGCAAUAUCAAGAGUUUUAGACUUGUUUUUUAAGUACCCGUAUAACAAUUUUUUGCAUCACCACGUAGAGAACAUAAUCGUAUCAUGUUUGGAAAGCAGAAAUGGUCCUCUUGUACAACAUGUUCUUCAUGAAUGUGAUCUUGUUGGAAAAAUACUUGAAGCAGAAAAGAAUUCCACACUGGCUGCUGAUUGUGUUACACCAACGAUCCCUGUUAACGGUAGAUCUCCGCCUAGGAAUGGCAAUAUUGGACAUUUAACGCGCAUAUCCAACAAAAUCAUUCAACUGGGAAACAACAAUAAGGAGAUUCAGGGAUAUAUGCAGGGAAACAGCGGCUGGACUGAAGGGCACACAGAUGUACUAUUAAAGCGUAAUGCAGUGGAGAAUGUCUCCCGGUGGGAGUGCGGGCGGCCAGCAUGAUCUCUGGACCGUGUACUGAGCUAGUAGUUUGCUAUCAGAGCACACCUAGAUCGGAGACUGGAAGAGUAACUUUUGGAAGCUUUCCAUAUCCCAAUCGAGUUUAUGUAUUUACUGAUGUGUUUUAUAUGAACACUUUGGAAAUUGUGGAACCAUGCUGCACUUGAUAAUUCUCAUGUGGCAGGGGGUGACAUAGCUUACAAAUCCCCAGCUUUACAAGAUCGAGUUUCAAUUUAAGACUGAAAAUACGAGCGAGCCGCAUCCAGGGAGCCUCUCCUAUGAUUUUCAGCCUUGGUUUUGAACUUUGCUGGGUUGUUUUCUUGGAGGGAGAAGAUGUGGUCGGAUAGUCCCCAAAAUAGGAUUGCCGGUAGUUUACUAUAUUAACGAGUUGUAUCACUUUUAUCAGAAAUUGUUGUCAUGUUUACUUUUAUAACCAGUACAGUCAAACAUAAUUUU